CAGGCACCAUGAGGGCGCCAGUUGUCUUCCUCUUCCUGUUGCUGCUGCUUGCGGCUCUCCCCUUGUCGUUCUCUUCACCUUCUGCUGCGCCGGCUGGCAUCAGAGCGCUUCUGCAGAGAUUGAGGAACAAGAUGCAUUCUUCCGAGGUGCAGGUAGCGGCUGCCCGAUCCCUCCUCCUGCGGUUGCUCCCCACCCACAAUUCCAGUUUCCUCUUCGAGAUCAUCCCAGAGGGUAUUUGUGGGCAGUACAGUUGCUUCCAUAUAAGUAAUGUCGAUGGCGCGAACACUGAUCGAGCCGAGAUAUUGAUUCGAGGUACCACAGCAGUAGAGAUCUCGUCAGGUCUUCAUUGGUAUCUGAAGUAUUGGUGUGCUGCUCAUAUUUCGUGGGACAAGUCCGGCGGUGCUCAGUUAGGUUCAGUUCCUCAACCAGGGUCACUGCCUCGUGUUGCUGGCGAAGGGGUGAAGAUUGAACGGCCUGUUCCCUGGAACUACUACCAAAAUGUCGUUACUUCUAGUUAUUCCUACGUGUGGUGGGAUUGGCAAAGAUGGGAAAAGGAGAUAGACUGGAUGGCACUCCAAGGAAUCAACUUACCUUUAGCAUUUACAGGGCAAGAGGCUAUAUGGAAGAAGGUCUUUCAGGAUUUUAAUGUUACUGGUGAACAUUUGAAUGAUUUCUUUGGUGGACCAGCCUUCCUUGCUUGGGCUCGAAUGGGAAAUUUACAUGGAUGGGGUGGGCCACUAUCUGAAAAUUGGUUAAAUCAACAAUUAGUCUUGCAGAAGUGCAUUCUAUCUCGCAUGCUUGAACUUGGAAUGACACCUGUGUUACCAUCGUUCUCUGGGAAUGUUCCAGCUGUUUUUAGGAAGAUAUUCCCUUAUGCAAGAAUUACCAGACUGGGUGAUUGGAACACUGUUGAUGGUAAUCCUCAAUGGUGUUGUACAUAUCUACUUGAUCCUAAAGAUCCACUAUUUGUUGACGUAGGAGAGGCAUUUAUCAAGCAACAAAUUAAAGAAUACGGGGACAUAACUGACAUCUAUAACUGUGAUACAUUUAAUGAAAAUUCACCACCUACAAAUGAUCCAACCUAUAUCUCAUUGCUUGGAGCUGCUGUUUACAAGGCCAUGUCUAAAGGAGAUAAAGAUGCUGUAUGGUUAAUGCAGGGUUGGUUAUUCUACUCAGAUGCAGCAUUCUGGAAACCACCUCAAAUGAAAGCACUUCUUCAUUCUGUUCCUAUUGGAAAGAUGAUAGUUCUCGACUUGUUUGCUGAAGUCAAACCGAUAUGGAUACAAUCUUCUCAAUUCUAUGGGGUUCCAUAUGUCUGGUGCAUGCUGCAUAACUUUGGUGGAAAUUUGGAAAUGUAUGGUGUAUUAGACACAAUUUCAUCUGGGCCAAAUGAUGCUCGACUCAGCGAAAACUCCACAAUGGUUGGGGUUGGCAUGUGCAUGGAAGGAAUAGAGCAUAAUCCUGUUGUGUAUGAACUUAUGUCUGAGAUGGCAUUUAGGAGUCAAAAUGUUGAUGUGAAGGACUGGUUGAAGAGCUAUUCUUAUCGACGGUAUGGUCAAGCAUUCCCCCCGAUAGAGGCCGCAUGGACUAUUCUUUAUCAGACAAUUUACAAUUGCACAGAUGGAAUAGCAGAUCAUAACCGAGACUACAUAGUUGAAUUCCCAGAUUUGGGGCCCAGUCUAGAUGGCUCCUUGUCUUUUGAUGUAGUGCCGUCAACAAGAAGAUACCCUAUGGUGGAUAAACAAUAUAGGUUUUCCUUUAGGGAGACACAAAGUAAUUUACCACAACCACAUUUGUGGUAUUCAACUAAAGAAGUGAUUAGUGCUCUUAAGCUAUUUCUUGAUGCAGGAGAAUAUCUUACAAAAAGUGCUACAUAUAGAUAUGACCUCGUUGAUCUGACAAGACAAGUUCUAUCAAAACUAGCAAAUGAGGUUUAUUUAGAUGUCAGGACCGCAUAUCAAAAAAGAAAUGUGAACGAAUUGAAUUUUCACACCCAAAAGUUUCUGGAGCUCAUCGAGGACAUCGACAAGCUUCUGGCUUCUGAUAAAAAUUUCUUGCUUGGGACAUGGUUAGAAAGUGCAAAAAAUCUAGCUACGACUAGUAAAGAAAAAAUACAGCAUGAAUGGAAUGCCAGAACACAAGUGACAAUGUGGUACGACAACACAAAGACUAAUCAGAGCAAACUUCACGACUACGCCAACAAAUUCUGGAGUGGUCUCCUGAAUAGCUAUUACCUGCCUAGAGCUUCAACUUAUUUCAGUUAUCUACGAAAAAGCUUGCAAGAAAAUAGUGAAUUUCCCUUGGAGCAGUGGAGAGAGGAUUGGAUAUCGUACUCUAACAAUUGGCAAUCUGCCAGGGAAAGUUACUCUACUAAAGCUGUAGGUGAUUCGAUAGUUAUUGCGAAAGCCUUGUUCUACAAGUAUUUUGGCUGAUUUCUCUGCCCAUCUUCCCUCAAUCUGCAGUUGCAAAAUUUGAGAUGCACAAAAAUAAGCGCAUUGUAUUAUUAACUCAUGGCUUGAUUGUCAAAGAUAAUUGUUUCCAUUAGGGAUGUAAAUUGUAAUAGUCUUAAUGAAGAUAUAAUUUUUUUAA
This is a messenger RNA of Zingiber officinale, 2589 nucleotides long. Its product is annotated as alpha-N-acetylglucosaminidase. The transcript is spliced from 19 exons. The record is from RefSeq and is a predicted model, not a curated record. The coding region runs from base 9 to 2432 and encodes 807 amino acids. NCBI's taxonomy places the organism in Eukaryota, Viridiplantae, Streptophyta, Magnoliopsida, Zingiberales, Zingiberaceae.